GCAGCGGCCAUCGGUUUUUAGUUUGUUUGAGCAGCUAAAAGCGUCAAGUCGCCAACAAAUUGCGAAUAGAACCAAUUUGAAUUCGCAGCGGAAAACAGUAUUGGAAUCGGUAUUGGAAUUGAAAUCGAAAUCGGAAAACAUUUUAUAUUUUCGUCGGAUCGUUUGUAAAUGAGAAAUCCAUCGCAAUGGUGCCGGAUGAGAAGAAGGUCUAUGAGGAUACCACACAGCCAUUGCCCAAGCGAGCACGCACAGGGGGAUACUAUAAUCGUAAGGAUAAAAGCGAUUUGGGCGUUGACUUUGUGGCACCCGAUGGCGGCUGGGCGUGGCUCGUGUGCGUAGCUGCUGGCGUUUCCAAUCUAUCACUGUAUCCUUGUCUGCAACAAUUUGGUUUCAUGUUCCGGGAGCGUUUAAUUGAUCUGGGCAUGUCGAGCUCACAAGUGACAGCUAUUAUCAAUACAAAUCCGGCGGUGUCCGCCUGUACGGGUCUGCUCAAUGGUCCCAUGUUCCGGCGAUUCACCUUUCGCCAGGUGGCCAUGGUUGGCUCCUUACUCUGCUUCAGCGGAAUUGUACUGACCGCUUUCUGUGAGACAUUUGCUGGCUACAUAUUCGCCUAUGCGAUACUCUACGGAUUUGGCAUGGGUAUCAGCGUGUCGGCCUCGUCAUUGGCCAUCAAUACAUACUUCCAGCAGAAGCGCAGACGUGCCGCUGGCUUCUCGUGGACCAUCACAGGAUUGGGUCCCAUCUUUUUGCCCUUUCUGGUGACCUUUAUGCUAAGCGUCUACGAUGUGCAGGGCACGGUUCUUCUCUUUGCCGCGAUUUCCCUGCAUGCCUUUGUGAGUGCACUCAUCUAUCAGCCGGUGCGCUAUCACACGGGAGCAGCGAGCACGGCAAAUGCAUCUCUGAUGCUGGAGCAGCAGCCAGAGUUGUUGUGCUCUCACUGUGCGCUUCAGCGCAAUCGUGAACCGGGUGGCAUUUUCUCCAGCCAGUAUCUGUACCAAGAUGAUGAUGCUCAACGACCUGGUUACGAGAUCAUUGAGCCGGGCACGCCCAUGUUGUCGAGGGCCAAUGAUGGCUGGUAUGGCUCCAAGCUAUCUUUAAGCUCUGGACGCCUUCGUUUUCGUACAAUCUCCAGUUCCAAGGAUCUGGAGCACACGCAGCGCUUACAUUCACCAAUUAGUGAGGAUCACCAGUCGGAAGAAGAAGAUUUCCUCCGACCCAACAACUUUCGACGAGAACGCGAGGAAUCCCACCUGGAGUCGAAGCUCUGUUGCACCUGCGCCGAGCAGCGAGCACUUUAUGCUCGCAUCCAUGCUGAGCAACCAGGCCAAGAACCGGAGCCAAACAACAAUAACGAAGCGGAAAAAUCGAAUCCAGACAAGAUGAGCUUCAUUCAGAAGGUGGUCACCUUCUUCGAUCUGGAUCUGUUGCGGGACAUUACAUUUGUGAAUCUUGUUGCCGGCUUGACGGUGAUCAACUUUGGAGAGCUGAAUUUCUCCAUUUUGACACCGUUUAUACUCACGGACUUUGGGUUCAACACCUCACAGAUUACCGUGGCAAUGUCCUUGAUGGCCGGCAUGGACAUCACAAUGCGAUUCCUUGUGCCGUUUUUCACUGAAAAGAUACCCUGGGAUAAUCGUGUCUUCUUUCUAAUUGGUGUCGUGGGCAUAGCAAUCGGACGCAGCGUCGUUGCCAGCACGAGAUCCUAUGGCGUUAUCCUAAGCUGUUUUGUGUGGAUUGGUCUCUGCAAGGGAGUACGCACAAUCUUCUGGCCACUUAUUAUACCAGGCUAUGUGCCAUUGAAUCGUCUGCCAGGCGCCUCAGGUCUCCAGUUACUUAUCUCGGGCCUGUUUACGCUCUUAUGCGGCCCGUUUGUUGGUCUUGUAAGAGAUCGCUUUAACUAUUCGGUGACGUUGCAUUGUCUUGACGCGUUGUCCUUUAUUGCAGCUGCCUCUUGGGCUUUGGAGGCACUGUUACGACGUCGCAGACGAAAGAUGGUCAGCUGAUUGAGUGCUUCUUAGAAUUCGAGCUUGUUUUUUUUUUAAUAGACUUAAGUUGUACAUUACAAAAUCUUUAUAAUCAAUACAAACACAUAAAUAACUAUACAAUGUACAAAUAGCCAUAAAGUACAAGUACAUAAGGCACGUUCCACAUGUAA
This is a messenger RNA of Drosophila innubila, 2155 nucleotides long. RefSeq lists its product as uncharacterized. The record is from RefSeq and is a predicted model, not a curated record. The transcript is spliced from 5 exons. Gene Ontology annotation, biological process: transmembrane transport; monocarboxylic acid transport. Gene Ontology annotation, molecular function: monocarboxylic acid transmembrane transporter activity. NCBI's taxonomy places the organism in Eukaryota, Metazoa, Arthropoda, Insecta, Diptera, Drosophilidae. The coding region runs from base 186 to 2003 and encodes 605 amino acids.